CAGGAGGCGGCUGAAGGUGUGGACGGAGGGAAGGCGCAGAUCCGGCCGAGCCCCGGGGCUGAGAGCACGCAGGCGCGCCCCCGCCGCCUUCCCUUUCUCCUCCUCCUCCGCCUCGGAGGCGCGCUCCUGAAGCAGGCGGGGAGGGGGCGCUCAGGUGGGGCGAUGGCCGAACGUCGGCGGGGCUCCGGGUGAGCGCUGCGUCUCCCUCCGGCAACCACACCAUGGGCGCCCGGCCGCUCCUCUCCGCGCUGCUGCUGCUGCUGCUCGCCUUCUCCCCGGUCUUCGGAGCCGACUGGAGGUUCUGGAAGCAUUGCGAGUAUGAACUGGUUGGCCCCCUCUACACAUGGAAUCUCGCCUCAUCCUCUCGAUCCAGCAUCUUCCGUGCUGCCACUUUCGGUCGUAUUUAUGGUGCUGGUGGUUGGUCUCCUGAUCCCAAAGACAAGCAUCCUUGGCUCCAGAUUGACCUGACGAAGAAAGCCCAUAUCAAAAGCAUUGCCACUCAGGGCACCUUCAAUUCCUACAACUGGGUGACGCGGUACAUCGUCCUCUAUGGGGAUCAUCCUAACAACUGGAAGCCUUAUUUUCAACGAGGGAGCAAUUGGACAUUUUUUGGCAACAUGAACGCAAGUGGUGUGGUCCGCCAUGAGCUGCAUUACCCCAUCUUGGCUCGCUACCUCCGCAUUAUUCCUGUAGCUUGGAAUCCACAUGGGCAUAUCGGUUUACGUGUGGGCCUUUAUGGCUGUUAUUACCAGUCUGACAUCUUAUAUUUUGAUGGUGAUGAUGCGAUUUCCUACAGGUUCCGCAUCAGAACCAUGCGCACCAUGCAAGACAGGCUUGCGUUCAACUUCAAGACAAUGGAACGUGAGGGCCUCCUGAUGUAUGGAGCAGGGGCCCAGGGAGACUACAUCCGGGUGGAACUGCAUCAGGCCCAGCUGGUCCUUAGCAUGAGUCUUGGCAACAGCUCACUUAACAUGAGUGGAGGUGAGACAAUAAUGAAAAUGGGAAAUCUUCUGGAUGACCAGCACUGGCACCAAUUUCGACUUGACCGCUACAGGCAGUUUGUCAACUUCAGCCUGGAUGGAGAAGUCGUACACUUUCGUCUCAAUGGGGCAUUUGAGCAGCUAGACUUGGACAGAGAGAUCUUCUUUGGAGGAGUGAUGAACUAUGAAAAACAUCGUCUUGCUUAUCAUCAGAACUUUCGUGGCUGUAUGGAAAACAUAGUCUACAACCUGGUCUACAUAAGUACUAUGGCAAGACUCCGGAAACCUGCCAUCCGAGUUGACGGUCACAUUGGUUUUUUCUGUCGGGAUAACUUCCUGUUCCCUUUUACCUUUGCUGGGGUCAACAACUUCUUGCAAGUGCCAGGGUAUCCCCGGCGCAAUCAACUGAUGGUCAGCUUCAGCUUCCGCACAUGGGACGUUGUGGGGCUCCUUUUGUACACACCUUUUGCAGAUGACCUGGGAUGGCUUGAGAUGGUGCUGAGUGACGGACAGGUCAAUGUAACUAUUGCUCAGCCAAAAACUAAAACCAAGAAGGUGGAAUUUGGAGCAGGUUACCGUCUUAAUGAUGGCUUCUGGCAUUCAGUGUCCUUAGUGGUGCGUGAAACCUCAGCUGUCAUCACCAUUGAUGACCAGAAUGAUGCCAGCUUCCGUGUUGACCGAGACAUUCAGUUGCGCACUGGGAACCAGUACUUCUUUGGAGGCUGCCCUAAACCAGCAUCACGCACCGGUUGCAACUCCAACCAGACAGCCUUCCAUGGGUGCAUGCAGAUGGUCACUGUGGAUCGGCAACCCAUUGAAUUAGACAUGGUCCGCUUGCAUCGGCUUGGCAAGUACUUUGAAGUGUACUUCAACGUAUGUGGCGUCAUUGAUAGGUGCACACCCAACAUGUGUGAACAUGGCAGUCGCUGUAUCCAGUCCUGGGAUGACUUCAAAUGCAUCUGUGACUUGACGGGUUACAAGGGGGAGACCUGCCACACUGCUGUUUACAAGGAAACAUGUGAUGCCUAUCGACUCAGUGGUAAAACAUCUGGCAACUACACUAUUGAUCCUGAUGGCAGUGGCCCCCUGAAACCUUUCAAUGUUUACUGUGACAUUCGAGAGGAUCGGGCAUGGACGACCGUAUGGCACAAUCGAUAUUGGCUCACAAGAGUGACAGGCUAUAGUCCUGAAAAUCCAUUCCUUGGCACGGUCGACUACUGGAAUGCAUCAUGGGCCGAGGUGUCAGCCCUGGCAAACGCCUCUGAAUACUGUGAGCAGCAGAUUGAGUUCCGCUGUUACUUCUCCCGCCUCCUCAACACUCAGACUGGAAUGCCACUGAGUUUCUGGAUGGGCCGAAAUGCAGAGCGCCAUUAUUACUGGGGUGGGUCCCCACCAGGACUCGGGCGUUGUGCGUGUGGCAUGGAUAAGAACUGUGCUGACCCCCGUUUCUAUUGCAACUGCGAUGCUGAUCAUUUUAUGUGGCGGGCAGAUAAGGGUCUGCUUAAUUUUGUAGACCAUCUUCCAGUCACACAGGUUGUGGUGAUGGACACGAACCGGACUGGAUCAGAGGCUCAGUUCUACGUGGGCCCAUUGCGUUGUUAUGGGGACCGAAACUCCUGGAAUACAGUCUCCUUCGUCAGGGGAAAUGCUUUGAUCUUCCCCACCUUUCAGAUGAACUACAGCCUUGAUAUUAGCUUCUUCUUCAAAACCUCUGCUCCAACAGGCACCUUCCUGGAAAACGUGGGCCCAAUAAACUACAUCCGCGUGGAACUCAAUACGAGCCAGGACAUGGUCUUUGCUUACAACAUUGGAAAUGGUGAUGAGAAUUUGACAUUGCAUUCCGAGGUACCAUUCAAUGACAACGAGUGGCAUGAAGUGAAAGCAGAAAUCAAUGUUAAACUAAUUCGGCUGCGGGUUGACCGGAGGCCAUGGGUGAUACGGAUUGUCCCACCUCAAAGCUUCAUCUACAUGAAUCUCACUAAACCACUGUAUGUGGGUACUGCUCAAUAUUACCUGAAUCCUUUCUUGGGUUGCUUGCGGGGACUACAUAUGAAUGGGGUGACUCUCAACUUGGAAGGAAAGGCUAAUGAGACAGAAGGGGUGCUGGUGAACUGCACUGGACACUGCCGAAACCCCUUGGUGCCAUGCCGAAACCAUGGCACUUGCGUGGAGCAUUAUAGUCACUACACUUGCAAUUGUUCUGUUUCUGCCUACGAAGGACCUUUCUGCAAUCGAGACAUUGGUGCCUACUUUGAGUCAGGUGCUUGGAUUCGCUAUGAUAUCUUGACCAUGCCCAUGUAUGCGGUACGAGAGUUUGCCAACAUACUCCAUCAGCCUCUUCAGCCACUUCCUGGCUACAACCUGACUGGGGAGGAAGUGGGACUCAGCUUCCGCACUUCCUCGGCUCCUGCUGUCCUGCUUUAUGUCAGCACGUUUGUGCGUGAUUAUAUGGCCAUUUUGAUCCGUGACGAUGGCAUCCUACAACUACGUUACCAACUAGGCACACUCCCUUACAUUGUGGCCCUGAGUACUCGCUCAGUGGCCGAUGGGCACCCACAUCGCAUCAACAUCACUCGAGUGAAUCGGACCUUGUACACACAGUUGGAUUACUACCCUAUUGUGGUGCAUCAGUUUUCUCUCCUUGUGGACAGCAAACUUGAUUCCCCCAAGGCACUCUAUCUUGGCCGUUUCAUGGAAACAGGUACGAUUGAUCCUGAUAUUCAACGAUACAACACACCAGGUUUCACCGGUUGCCUCUCAGGGGUGAAAUUCAACAGUAUUGUGCCCUUAAAAUCCAUUUUUCGGCCCAGUGGCAGCAACCCUAUGGCACCUUACAGCACAAAGGGGCGGCUUGUGGAGUCCAACUGUGCCUCUAUGCCUUCCAGUUAUAUUGAAGUACCACCUGAGCUGGAUCCUUGGUACAUAGAACCAGUGGAGUUCAUAUACAUCCAUGAUGAUGGCUGGGUUGCAAUUGUUAUUGGAGUUUUCCUUUUCCUGCUUCUGCUCCUGGCAGCUGCCCUCAUCUUAAUGUACCUGCACCAUCACCGUUACAAGGGUUCGUACCACACCAACGAGCCAAAGGCCAUCCAGGACUACAAUAGUAGUGGCGGUGGUGGUGGUGGUGGUGGUGGAGGAGGAGGAGGUGGAGGAAAAGGAGGAAGGGAAGGAGUGGCUGCUUCCACACCUGCAGCUAAGCCAGUUGCCUCACGGAAGGAUCAAAACUUGCCACAGAUCCUGGAGGAGUCCAAAACAGAAUAGCCAACUGGAAUCCUGUGGGUUCAUCCUCCAGUCAUCGGUGCUGGCUGCAGCCUCUUGGCAAGACCAAACCUGAACUGCCAACUGUGCCACUUGCUAGGAGGCUGUCUCCCCCACUCCCCCCACCCCCAAGUCCCCUUGCCCACCCCCUGCGAGAUGGCCUGCCUGGUGCUUUGCCUUGUCUCACCUGCACAUCGUACGGAGUUCUGCUGCAUUGUCCACUUGGACUCAGUGCCACCCAGGAGGCAUCCAAUCAAAGAUUCACUUUCUACAUCUUUUGAAAUAGCCUGAUUCCUACCAGAUGUAUUUCACUUUAUUGAGGGAAUUUGGUUGGUGCCUGAAGAAGCUGCCAAAGUCUUUGUUCUUCACUCCACUUCUUCACAACACUCUUCUUUCUACUGGGGCAGUGUAGUUUCUUCCUUCAAGCAAGAUAGGAUGGCAAAGGUGUGACAAUGCCACCGGCUGUUUCAACAGCCUUUCUCAGUUUGUCAGACUUUCUUCCAGCCAAACUUCAGAGCUCCUUCUAAUUGGAAGAGACAUGACUGUCAGUACUGCACUUUCUUCUUUUUAUUUUUAUUUUUAAGGAACAAGGGAAAAUGCAACGCAAUAUCCAUGCUGGCCUUCUCACAUAUUGACUCGCUAGCACAUAGUCUUCCUGCUUAACUGCUUAGCAUUUUUAAAAAAAGCCAUUAGUCAAGCCAUGCAAUAUAGCCUAUUUAGAUUGUGGCACAUUAUACUGUGCCCUGAAAGAAACCAAUGUGCAAUAUAGGUAUCUGCCUGCCAGUAUUUAUGUGCAGCUGUAGUGCAUGGCAGAAUCACUCGCACUUUGCUACCACUUGCUGCUUUUCGUAAAUCAGGGUUUUGAGAAUUUAAAAUUAUUUCUACUUUUUUUCCUUUUGGUUGUGGGUUAUUAGAUAAGUUUUUUUAUUCUAUCGGUUUGUAUAAAAACACAAAAGCAGAAGUUUGUCUGUUUUAAAGUGAAGUGCUGUUGUCUGUGGUCUGUAGUUUGCUACUUUGGGGGGAGGAUGUUUUGCUCCAUGUGACUUCCAACCCUCUUCUUUACUUACCUUGAAAGUUAAGUUCACUUGUGACUUGUAUGAGAAGAUAUUGUAGCAGGGGCCAAAUGCAUUUAUUUUAUCCAAAAGAUCUGGGCCUAUUCCUGGUCAGUUUAUUUUUUCUAAAGAGCUGUUUGUUUAGACCAAUUGUGAAGGUUACCAUAAAUAAAUAAACUAAAGGAAAAAAAGAGAA
Molecule: messenger RNA, 5483 nt
Organism: Anolis carolinensis (green anole)
Lineage: Eukaryota; Metazoa; Chordata; Lepidosauria; Squamata; Anolidae
Gene: cntnap1
Product: contactin associated protein 1
Exons: 24
Coding region: 222-4238 (1338 amino acids)
Source: RefSeq, a predicted model, not a curated record